Pseudoliparis swirei is the source of this 12977-nucleotide messenger RNA. RefSeq names its product fibrocystin-L-like. The record is from RefSeq and is a predicted model, not a curated record. NCBI's taxonomy places the organism in Eukaryota, Metazoa, Chordata, Actinopteri, Perciformes, Liparidae. The coding region runs from base 1 to 12615 and encodes 4204 amino acids. The transcript has 76 exons.
AUGAAGCCAGCGGCUCUCCUCCUCCUCCUCUGGUGCGGCUGCAGUGCCCAGCGCAUUGAUUACGUCUCUCCACAUCGAGGCAGCCUGAACGGAGCAACGCGGGUGAUGAUCCAAGGAAGCGGUUUCGCCCAGGAGAAACAGUUCCAGCUGAAUCCCAAAGACGACUCGUUUGGCAACCGGGUGGUGAUGGUGUCAAACACCCUGUCGGUGCCCUGCGACGUGGAGAGGGACUCGACGCACGGCAGCCGGAUCACGUGUGUCACCAGAGCCAUGCCGCACGCGCGGUACACGGUGCGCGUCAGCGUGGACGGCGUCCCCAUCCCCGAUGCCAACGUGUGCAAAGGCGCGCUCGCGGGACACCACUGCACCUUCUACCCCGUGUGGUAUCGCACGCCCAGCAUGGACGCCGUGAGUCCAUCCAGCGGGCCCCCAGGCACCCUGGUGACCCUGCGAGGACGGAUCUUCACCAAUGUGUACGGCAGCAACACAGAGAAGAGCCCCAACGGCUUAAACGUCAGGUUCCUGAGAGCCUACAUGGGAGGGAUGCCGUGCGAGCUGCUGAAGCCGGACUCAGACGAACUGUAUAACCUCCGACUGGACAGCGAUAGUUCUUGGUGGGGAUUCAUGAGCUGCAGGAUGACGGGGACGUACGUCGGGCAUCACAACCUGACGUACAUCCUGGAUGAUCAGUUCGGAAGGAGUUUAGCAGAAAAGAAGGUGCCCAGGGUUUCAGCUUCGGGGAAGCUCUCCAUGUUUCAGACCUAUGCAGAGGUGACGGGCGUCUCUCCAGCGGCGGGCAGCGUCAUGGGCGGAACCCUGCUGACCAUCCGCGGACGCCACUUCGACCAAACCGACCGGCCGCGGGUUCUCGUUGGAGGCCUGCCUUGUGACGUCCAGACUGUGUCCGACGGCACGAUCACGUGCCGGACGGCGAAGCACGAGAUGAACAACGACAACACCACGAUCUACCCAGGUGGAAGAGGCUUGAAGAUGGAGGUGUGGACCGAGACACCAAAAAGAAGCCUGUCUGAGAUUAUGAGCUACGACGAGAACACGACUGGAUACUCGACGGAGUGGAUCGACUCCUUGCCUCAUGUCUUUUUGAAUGAACUCGAUUACUUCAGCUCACGAUCCAGAGGCUUCUUGGUCCCACCGGUCAGCGCCAACUACACGGUGUACCUGAACUGUGAUGACAAAUGUGAACUCUACCUCAGCAACUCCAGCCGCCCAGAAGACAAGGUUAGAAUUGCAUACCAGCCAACUAAUGCCAAAGACUUCAAACAAAUGGCAUCGCAGAGGUCUGUAGUGCUGGAGCUGAAGCAAGGACAACCUUACUACAUAGAACUUCUGCAUCAAGACUAUACCUCUGUUGCGAGUUUCAACGUCGCCUUGUUCCGAGGGGAGAGUUCUUUCACAAAAGACCAGACGGAAGAUGCGGUCAAUGAGUUCCAGGAUAUCAUGGCUAGUUAUGACGUGUUCGAUGAGGAACAGGUGGUGACCUUUGACUCCUGGCCAAGCCACGUCGCUGCAGUCAAAGAGGUCCAGGAGGUGACCGUCAGGAGCGGCUGUGCCAGCCAUCUUUGCGGGAGCACCUUCCUGAGCCUGGGCUAUGGAGACGCCAAGACAGGACCGAUUCCAGUGAAGGCCUCGGCCGAUGUGGUGGAGGCCUCCCUGAACAGCCUUUGGACCAUCAAACCCGACUCGGUCACGGUCACCAAACAAGACGACAGCCGAGGAUCGAACUACCGGGUCACGUUUGAUUCUGACAGAGGGGAUUUCAAACUUCUAUACGGGGAAGUGUUUGGCUCCGACACCAACGUCACCGUUGCCGAGAUAACGAAGGGGAUAAGCGACAUGAAGACCUUCACUCUGCUGUGGGGGGGAAUCCCCACCAAGCCCCUCGCCUUCAACGCAACGGAGUCUGAGGUGCGGUCGUCUCUGGAGGACAUGAUGAAAGCCGAGUGUCCCGCGGAGGUCCUGACCAACGGGACUGAUGUGAAGUACUUCAAUGACUUUGAAUUUGACAACGCCCAGUUCGACAGCGCUGAGAAAGGGACUCCGAUGAAAAACACUGCUUUCUGUGGCAUGUGGUCGCUGAAGAACGCAGAGGUCCUCUUCAAGUCCACUUACACCAACGUGUCUGGUGACAGCUACGGAUCCAUCUCGUUGGACAAGUAUCCCGCGCUUUGCUUUGCAUACAAGGGGAUGUUGAAGAAUGAAGUCGGAAUGAAGUUCACUUACCAAGUCAGCCAAGGCCAGACCCAGAAAGAGACCGCAAAGAUCAGCACCCUCUUCACCAAGGGCCUCAAAUGGAGUUACAAAUGCAUGGACCUAGAGAGCUCCCUGCAGACGGACUACGUCGGAAGCGAUUACGCUCUGCAGGAGUUUUACCUCUACAAAGACGGGGGAGAUUUCUACGUGGAUGCCGUUCACAUCGGGAAGCAUCCGACUGCAAGCGGUACGGGGCUCGAUCGUAGCGUUUCCCUCAGGAGGAGGCCUCCACCCUUUGAGAGCCAAGGAGGGUCCUUCGCGGAGAUCGUUGUCGCCAAAGACAUGUCGGCCGCCCCACGGAUCAGCUACGAGAUCAAAGCCAGGCCAGUCGAAUGCGCCUUCGGUUUCCCGCUUCUCGAAGUUGGCUUCCUGCAGAUGUCCAACAGCAGCGAGGAUGCGGCUGAGUUCUGGGGCGGAGGGGCCACCGUCAACGUCACUCGCCCUCACAGAGCCACCGCUCCUCUGAGCGGCACCUUCGACGUGGAGAGCUACGGAGGCCGAGCUGAAGGUCUGUCGGUGGACAUCAGCACGGAGGACCUGAAGUACGCUCUACAGGGAAUCGCGGGGAUGGGCGAGGUCAGCGUCAGAAGCUUGGGAAGCUGCAGAGCUCCCAGGUGGAGGGUCGAGUGGCUCACCAAUCCCGGAGACCAGCCUCUGAUCCAGGUGGUCGGCUCGUCGCUCGUGGGCCAAAACGCAGCUGUUUAUGCGAAGGAGAAGAAGAAGGGAGGCCUGUUGACGCGAAGCCUGACAGGAGAUUACUUCCGUGUCUGGGAAGACAAACCACAGGUGGAGGUUUUCAUCAACGACAUUAUCUCAAAGUCUUCUGGCGACUGUGGAUACGAAUGGUCCGAGGACAAAACUCCAAUUAUGACUGGAAUCAGCCCAUCUGAAGGAUCCAACGGCCUCGGGACUCUUCUGACCGUCACUGGCACCGGCUUCAGGAGUGAAAACGCCUCCGUCUUCGUGGGAAAGACCCGGUGCCUUGUUGAGCAGAUCACCGCAACCACUCAGGUGUGCAGACUCGGCGCCGCCAGCGCGGGUACUUACCCCGUGUCGGUGAGCUUCCCCUCCCUGGGGAAUUCCGGGGGCGACGUCUUCCUCUUCACCUACCAGCUCGUCGUUUCCUCUUUCGCUCCGCUCUCCGGAAGCGUGGCAGGAGGCACUGUGCUGACGGUGACGGGUUUCGGCUUCGGCGAGAACGCGGCGGUUACCGUUGGCGGUGACGAGUGCGCCGUGGUUGAUGCCAGCUACACUGAGCUGAGAUGCAGGACGCCACCAGGGACUGCAGGACCACAGAGCGUCACCGUGACGGUGGGAAACACGAGUCAGACCGCCGGCAGCUCCUUCACCUUCGAUGACAAGCUCACGGCGCGGAUCUCAGGCCUGAGUCCCCGCACCACCACUGUGAUCGGACGAGAGGUUCUCACCGUCCAGGGCUCGAACCUGGGAGGCCGGGACGACGACGGCGGCGUGUUCGUGGGCGGGAAGGAGUGCGAGACGGUGCAGUGGGCGGCGGCCACCGUCACCUGCCGUCUCCCCGUGCUGCCGCCCGGCACGCACAAGGUGGACGUACGGCUCGGGGACAGUGGCAACCCCCAGAUAAGCGACGGUGUGAAGGCCACCAUCGAGUACAUCCUGGAGGUCUACAGCGUUUCCCCGCAGCUCGGCUCCUUGAUGGGCGGAACCAUGCUGACUGUGGCCGGCUCCGGUUUCAGCAACAAUGCCUCGGACAACAAAAUCUCCAUCGGAGGAGCUGAGUGUGAAGUGACGGCGGCCUCGGACAACGAACUGCAGUGUGUGUUGCAGUCGGAGGAGAAGACCCUCACCGUCACCAACCAGGGAUCCCACCGCACGUAUGGACUCGGCUAUGCGUGGGAUCCCAACUCGCUGACGGUGCUCGUCGGAGACACGGUGAAGUGGCGCUGGGAGGCCCCGGUGUUCCAGGGGACAGCCUACGGGGUCCUCAGUGUCUCCAGCCCGAGUGAGACCACCUACGACGGGGGGCCGCUCUACAGCGGGGACACCAACACCCCCAGAGGGUUCUUCGUCUACCGCUUCACGGCCCCCGGCGUGUAUUACUACAGCAGCGGCUUCAUCGACGGCGCCAACCUGAGGAGCCUGCAGGGCGUGGUGAAGGUGGAGGCCCGCGAGGAGAGGAGCAGCUUGGUCUCCGUCAGCGUGGGGGGGGUGGAGGCCCGACACGUGGCAGGAGGUUCUCGUCGUGUCUCCAGAGCAGCGGCCCCGCGGUGCGUCGCCUCCCCGCUGUGCCCUCAGACCAACGUGACCUCGGCCGGCCUUUCCUUCAGCACCUCCGCCUGCUCCACCCCCACGGUCCGCUCCAUCUCCCCCAACCAGGGCACGUACCACCAGGUCAUCCACAUCGAGGGCGCCGGCUUCGGCGACACCGCCUGCGCCAAUGAGGUGACGGUGGGAGCCGCGCGCUGCCAGGUGGUCAACAGCUCUGUCUCUGAGAUCUUCUGCCGGCUCGGCGGCGACAGCCGGCUUCCCAUCGCUGUCGCUCUGCCCGUCGCCGUGCGCGUCAACAACCUGGGCAGCGCCAUCGUCGCCGUGCCGGACGAGCUCGGCCGCCGCUUCGCCGUCCUGCCGGUGGUCGACUCGGUCUCGCCUCCCGUCGGCAGCGCCAACGGCCUCACGCGGCUCCUCGUCCGCGGCUCCGGCUUCUCCGGCGGGGCGGUGACCGUGGCCGGCCGGCCGUGCGCCACCGUGUGGGCCAACUACACGCACGUCGCCUGCGACACCGCCGCCUCUCCGCCGCGGGCCGGCGACGCCGUCUACCACGCCGGCCGGCUGCAGAGCUCCUGCGGCUCCGGCUGCUCCUUCGAGUACUCGUCCUCCGUCGACGCCACGGUGUCCGGCGUCACCCCCGACAGCAUCGGCGAACCGACCGCCGUCGCCGUCGCCGUCUCCGGCUCGGGGUUCGGCGUCAGCGUGGACGACGUGGUCGUCUUCGCCGGCGCCUCGGAGCUGGCCGUCACCGGCGUGACGGACGGCGAGGUCACCGUGAGCGUGAGUGCCCUGCCCGCCGGCGACCACCAGGUCAGCGUGAUCGUGAGGAGUAAAGGCCUGGCGUCCGGCUCCGCCACCCUGAGCAGCCUCGCGCGAGCCGCACUCGACCCGGAGGCGGGCAGCCUGGCCGGAGGGACGCCGCUCGUCUUCGCCGGAAACGGCUUCGUGGCGGGGAACACCAGCGUGACGGUCGGCGGCUCGCCGUGCGAGAUUCAGGAGGUGACGGCGAGCUCGCUGCGCUGCCUGACGGCGCCGCACCGCGCCGGGACGAGCGCCGUCCACAUCCGGGUCUUCUCGGAGCGCUAUCCCUCGCUCAACUUCACCUACUCCGCGGCACACACUCCCACCGUCAGCUCCAUCAGCCCCGGCUCUGGGCCGAGCGGCGCGACCGUCACGCUGACCGGCUCGGGAUUCGGCGCCGACCCCCAGCUCGUCUCCGUCACCAUAAACGACGUCGUCUGUGCCGUGUCCGCCACGUCCGACACGCAGGUCCAGUGCACCGCGGGAGACAACCCGGGCGGGGCCUACCCGGUCGCGCUGAACCACCAGGUCAAAGGUCACGCCCAGUCGGAUGUCGAGUUCACGCACGAGCUGACUCUGAGCGGCGUGCGGCCCAGCCAGGGGAGCUUCGCAGGCGGAGCUCUGCUGACGGUGCAGGGCUCCGGGUUCGACCCGCAGAACGCCACCGUGACGGUCUGCGGGGAGGCGUGCGAGGUCCUCCGAGAGACGGCCACGUCGUCCCGGCUGGACUGCCGCUCUCCGCCCAUCAACGACACCCGGCCCGUGGUCAGCUGCGUGGUCGCCGUCGUCAACCCGCUGGACGCCGUCAACAUGUCGGACGGCUACGCCUACAAAUCUCAGCUGACUCCGCUGAUCGCCGACGUCUCUCCGCGCAGAGGAGGCACCGCCGGAGGCACCCGGCUCACCAUCAGCGGCUCCGGUUUCAGCUCCGACAUAAACAAAGUCAACGUGACCAUCGCGGGCUCCGUGUGCGACGUUCAGUCCACCAACAGCACACACGUCAUCUGUGUGACCAACUCCCAGCGCCAGUCUCAGGAAACCAAAGUCCGACUCAGCAUCGGAGACCGAGGCGUCGCCACGAUGGACGAGGCGGACUUCUUCUACGUGGACGUGUGGUCGUCCAGGUUCACGUGGGGCGGCCAGCCUCCACCCGAGCAGGGCACCUUCGCCGUCAUCACCAAAGGCCAGACCAUCCUGCUGGACACCAGCACCCCGGUGCUGAAAAUGCUCCUCAUUCAAGGAGGCACGUUGGUGUUCGAUGAAGCGGACAUCGAGCUGCAGGCAGAAAACAUCCUGAUCACGGAUGGCGGAGUGCUCCAGAUCGGACAGGAGGGGGCGCCAUUCCAGCACAAAGCCAUCAUCACGCUGCACGGGAACCUGCGCUCGCCUGAGAUACCGGUUUAUGGGACCAAGACUCUGGGUGUCAGAGAGGGCGUGCUGGACCUGCACGGUAUUCCCGUCCCCGUCACCUGGACCCACCUGGCCGAGACGGCGGCCAACGGCUCCGUCACGCUGACUCUGAUGAAGGCGGUGACGUGGAAAGUCGGAGAUGAAAUUGUCAUCGCCUCCACCGGCCACAGGCACAGCCAGAAAGAGAACGAGCAGAAGACGAUCGCCGCCGUGUCGGCCGACGGCCGGACCCUGACCCUGACCGAGCCGCUCGAGUACUCUCACCUCGGGGUGACCGUCACGCUGCCCGACGGCACGGUGUUCGAGGGCCGAGCCGAGGUGGGUCUCCUCACCAGGAACAUCGUGGUGCGAGGCGCCGUGCACCAAGACUGGAACAAAGCCAUCGAAGCCUGCCCCGAGGGCUUCAACUCAGGUGAAUUCAGCACCCAGACUUGUUUCCAAGGGAGGUUUGGGGAGGAGACCGGCAGCGACCAGUUCGGAGGCUGCAUCAUGUUCCACGCGCCCACACCCGACAAGAACCUGGCCAUCGGCAGACUGGAAUUCGUUGAGGUCACCCAUGCCGGACAGGCCUUCAAACUGGGGCGCUACCCCAUCCACUGGCAUCUCAUGGGCGACGUCGCCGGCAAGUCAUACGUGCGUGGUUGCGCUAUCCACCGGACCUUCAACCGGGCCGUGACCAUCCACAACACGCACCACCUGCUGGUGGAGCACAACGUGAUCUUCGACAUCAUGGGCGGGGCCUUCUUCAUCGAGGACGGCAUCGAGACGGGCAACGUGCUGCAGUACAACCUGGCCGUGUUCGUCAAGCAGAGCACCAGCCUGCUGAACGACGACGUCACGCCCGCCGCCUACUGGGUCACCAACCCCAACAACGUCAUCCGCCACAACGUCGCCGCGGGCGGCACCCACUUCGGGUUCUGGUACCGCAUGCACGAGCACCCCGGCGGCUCGUCCUACGACGGAAACAUCUGCCAGAAGAAGGUUCCCCUCGGGGAGUUCUACAACAACACGGUGCACUCCCAGGGCUGGUUCGGCAUCUGGAUCUUCAAGGACUACUACCCCAUGAAGGACGGCGGCUGCCGCUCCAAGACCCCCGAGCCCGCCGUCUUCCGCGGCCUCACCGCCUGGAACUGCGAGAAGGGCGCCGAGUGGGUCAACGUGGGCGCCGUGCAGUUCAAGGACUUCUUGCUGGUCAACAACGAGAAAGCCGGCAUCGAAGCCAAGCGCAUCCUGCAGUGGGCCGUGGGCGGCUUCGGAGAAGCCGACGGGGCCACGGUGUCCAACUGCACCAUCGUGGGCCACGUGGACGAGCUCGGGCUGGGGGACGACUACUGCACGCACCGCGGCGUCAUCGCGCCGCUGGACGACGGCCUGAGCCUCCUGAACACCAAGUUCGUCAACUUCGACCGGAGCUCUUGCGCCGCCAUCGGCGUGGCCGCCAUCGACGGGACGUGUCCCGAUCGGUGCGGCGGCUGGUCGGUCCGGUUCAGCGGGAACCAGUACUUCAACUCCUUCAACAAGGCCGGCUUCAGGUGGGAGCAUGCGGUGCAGCUGGUGGACACCGAUGGCUCCCUCACAGGGAACAUCAACUACAAGGUGGUGCCGAUGAGCCCCCUGCUGGACCCCGCCCACUGUACCCAGAGCGCAGAGUGGAGCGUGGGCUUCCCCGGCGCCGUGUGCGACCACACGGUCACCUUCCACCGCUUGGCGCUCAACAACCCGACGCCUUCCUCCCUGAAGGCCAAGGACAUCAUCUUGACCAACGCUCACGGCAGCAGUGCGGUUCCCUAUUUGAAGAAGAGGAUGACCCACAAGCUCGGCUGGAUGGCGUUGAUCCCCUCUGGACAAAAGUACAACUGGUUCUUCCAAGAUGCCGACCACAUCACCAACAUCACCUACGAUGCAAAGUUCUACGGCUUCGGCUCGGAUCAAUAUGUGAUCAUCAACCACAACUUCACCCAGAGUCCAGACCGCUUCAGGGUCAUCGAUGACAGGAACGGCUCGGCGGCGCCGCUGAGCUUCAGCGACAACGAGAACGGAGACUGGUACUUCGACGAGACCACCAACAACAUGGAAUACAUCGUGUCGGGGAAGACGAGCCAGCGCCGGCGCCGGUCCAGCGUGGACCGCUCCAUGAAGGACACCGCGGUGAACUUCGAGGUGUACCGCUGCUUCUACCCCGACUGCAUCACCCCGCCGCCCCCGCCCCCGGCCACGCUCGCCCCGCUCCCCACCCAGCGGCCUGACAACUUCAUCCUGUGGUCUAACGCCUCCUUCUGGACCAGCUCAGCUGAGAACAACUUCACGGCCCCCGUGGAGGGCGCUGACGUGGUCAUCCCCUCAGGGACGUGGGUGGUGCUGGACGGCGACACGCCUCCGCUCAACAAGCUGACGGUGGUCGGGGUUCUGGAGAUCCCCGAUCACGCCCUCAACUCCUCCUCCAGACCGUCUCGGGCCGCUCCCCAGUACCGCUCCGUGGUCCUGGAUGCCGUCUACAUCUCCAUCCAGGGCGGCCGGCUGAUCGCGGGCUGGGACGACGAGCCGUUCAGGGGUCAGCUGCUCAUCCGCCUGAGAGGGAACCACCUCACGCCGGACUGGCCCCUCCCCCAGGGGCCCAACCAGGGCUCCAAGGUCCUGGGUGUGUUCGGAGCCCUGGAGCUCUUUGGACUCCCUCACAACGUCUACCACACCAAGCUGGCCUCCACGGCUGAGGCCGGGUCCGACACCCUGGAGCUGUCUCAGCCUGUGGACUGGCAGGUCGGAGACGAGGUCGUCGUCUCCACCACCAGCUACGACGCGUGGGAAACGGAGAAACACCAGAUCGCCGCCGUGUCGACAGACGGCCGCGUCCUGACCCUGAACCGACCUUUGAACCACGCUCACAUCGGUGAGGCUCACUCCGUCUCGGGGACGUCCUCCUCCUACGUGCUGGCGGCCGACGUCGGCCUCGUGACCCGGAACAUCAAGAUCAUCGGAGAGGAGUAUCCGGAGAUGAUGUCGGAGUCGUUCGGAGCCAGACUGCUGGUGGGCAGCUACUCCUGGGAUGGAAUCGACUACAAAGGAAAGGCUCAGGUCAGGAAUGUGGAGUUCUUCCACUCCGGUCAGGAAGGCUGGACCGACGACGACGACCCCCGUUACUCUGUGGCCUUCCUCAAUCUGGGAGAGGUUUCUAUUGAGGACUCGUACAUUCAGGGAUGUGCGUUCCACGACGGCUUCUCCCCGGCCAUCGGAGUCUACGGCACGGAGGGCCUGAGCGUCGACGACAACGUGGUCCACCACACCGUGGGCGAAGGUAUCAGAAUUUGGGGCGACAGGAUAACAGUGAGGAGGAACCUGGUGAUGAUGUCGCUGUGGCCCGGCUCGUACCAGGACCGAGAGGAGGACUUCAACUACGACUGGAACGCUGCCAUCGAGGUCAACGAGGGGACCAACGUGGUGCUACAGCAUAACAUCGUGGCCGGUUACGAGAGAGUCGCUUAUCGCAUCGACGGUGAACCGUGUCCAGGUUCCUCGAACGACAACGAGAAGUGGAUGCAGAACGAGGCCCACGGUGGUCUGUUCGGGGUCUACCUGAACAAAGACGGCCUGCCCGGCUGCAGCCUCGUCCAGGGCUUCUUCGUCUGGAGGAGCUUCGACUACGGCGUCUACUUCCAGGUCGUCAUGAGCGUCAUCGUCUCCAACGUGACGCUGGUGGACAACGGGAUGGGCGUCAUGCCUCUCAUCUUCGCCCCGCCGUCGCUCUCCCACUCGUACGCCGAUAAAACCGUCGACGUCCAGAACGCCCUGAUUGUCGGCAGCAGCCCGAACUUCAACUGUUCGGCCACUCUGCCCGGCCGUGACUUCAACAUGGCCAACAGCUUCGGCAGCCGAGCCCCGAGACCGCUCACAGGAGGCAGAUCUGGAAUCUGUUGGCCCAAUUUCGCCUCGUCUCACAACACCGCUCCGAAGAUGGCCCAUCACAUCAACAUGAACUACAACGCCAUCAAAGGCCUGAUGAGAGUCUCGGACACGACGUUCGCCGGUUUCCAGAAGGUCUGCUCCGAGGAGAUGAGCUUCAUGUUCAUGACCAACCCCAUCAACGAGGACCUGCAGCACCCGGUGCACGUGUCGGGCGUCACGAUGGUGGACAGCGCCGAGGACAACAGAGUCUUCAUCCACCGGCCGGACGUGGCUAAAGCGAACCCGGCCGACUGCGUGGACAUGGACUGCGACGCGAAGAAGAAGAGCAUGGUGAAGGACCUGGACGGCUCGUUCCUGGGCGCCGUGGGAACGGUGGUGCCUCAGUCGGAGUACGAGUGGGACGGGGAUGCCCGGAGAGGGCUGGGCGACUACCGCAUCCCCAAAGUCAUGCUCACCUUCCUGAACGGCAGCCGCAUCCCCGUCGACCAGAUAGCGCCACACAAAGGCGUGAUCCGGGCCGGCUGCUCCUACAUGAGCUCCUGGCAGAGCUACAAGUGCUUCGGCCUGAACUACCGGAUGCUGGCGAUCGAGAGUCUGGACUCCGACACGGAGACCCGGCGCCUGUCCCCCGUCGCCGUGCUCGGAGACGGCUACUUGGAUCUGAUCAACGGUCCUCAGGACCACGGCUGGUGCUCGGGCUACACCUGCCAGAAGAGGGUGUCCCUCUUCCACAGCAUCGUGGCCACCGGCCACUCCUUCGACGUCUUCUUCACCAGCGUCGGCCCCCAGAAGCUCCGCCUCAUGAUGCUCAACGCGGAUCCGUCUGAGAGCGUCAUCGUGUCGGUCUUCUACUCCAAGCCGCAGCGGUUGGACGUGUACGUGGACGACAAUCUGGUCGCUCCGACUAACGUCCUGUGGAACUCUGAGCAGACGGACUACACCCUGAAGAAGCCCAUCUCAGGUACUCCUUUCGAGCCCCAGCUGAACGCCACCCUGGGCACCAACUACUUCGAGCAGGACAGCAAGAUGCUGAGGUUGGUGGUGAGAGGCUCCCUGCCGGUGGAGAUCAGAAUCUCCCCGGUCCUCAUCAUCUCCUUCGAGCUGCCCGCCAUGACCGAGGACGAGUUCUUCGGAGACAGCCUGAUUCGAAACCUCGCGGCAUUCCUCAAAAUUCCCCCGAACAUGAUCCGGAUCACCAAAAUCAUCCGAGAGGACGGGUCCUCGCGGCGCAGGAAGAGAUCCGCGGGCCUGACGGUGGAGGUGGAGAUCAAGAAACCUCCGGUCCUGAAAACCGACAACGCCACCAACGACGAGGCGGACUUCACGCUGUUGAAGACUGCCGCUGACGAUCUGGGUCAGGCAGCCGUCUCCGGCAGCCUCAGUGAGUCCAUCGGCUUCAACGUCUCCUCGGUGGGCGUCAUCCCGCCUCCUCCUCCGGCGUCUGACCCCGACUGGAAUAAGGAGGCCAUGGAAGAAGUGACCAGGGAGGAGCCGGCGGUGAGCUUCGUGUCCAGCGUCAGCGACCUGCUGCUGAUCGAGGAGCCGACGGCCGGGGAGUUCGUGGGUCCUCUGACCCAGCAGCCCCGGCUGCAGGCCGUGGACGAGCUGGGUAACUGUGUCGCCGUGGGAGUGACCAGUCUCACCGUCACAGCCAGCCUGAAGAACGCCGACGGGACCGCCGUGGACGGACUGGAAGGCAACGUCACCAUCCUGUUCAGCAGCUGCUGGGCGAACUUCACCGACCUGUCCAUCCAGGAAAGAGGAGACGACCUGACCAUGGUCUUCACCCUGAAGACGUGGGGCGCCGAGUCUCGCGCCUUCACCGUAAAAGACACUCCGACCACCCAGAUGCCGACGACCACGACGGUCGCCACCGGCGAGUGGAGCAUCUUCGGCUCCGCCUCCCCCGUGCCGGCCGGCGGUCUGUGCCUGGCCAGCGUGAUCUACGCCGUGGCCUGCUGCUCGGACGCCGACCCCAUUUGCUAGAUGGUUCUGUGAAGUCGAGAGAUUUCUUUUUAGGAAGGACACCUCGUCACGAACAAGUCCGCUGAAGAAAAAAAUAUAUAUUUUAAAAUAUAUCGUGAAUGGGUUUUCUGUUUCCGGGGAUCGAUUUAGCACUUUAAACCAAUGAACGUGGAUGGGGUUAUUUCUUAAAACUCAUAGUUAAAGAAGGUAAAUAAAGAGCACCCACCCCUCCCCUCUGUGAGGACUGUGUGGUGAUAUUUCUUGUUUCUUUAUUGUAUUAUGCGUAAAUGUUUUAAUGGUUACUCUCAGGGUGGAGGACACAUAAAUGUUUUAUGGUAAAACGGGUGCAGGUACUUAACGACAUGAAGGAAGAUAUGAGGUUU